Molecule: messenger RNA, 1119 nt
Organism: Xenopus laevis (African clawed frog)
Lineage: Eukaryota; Metazoa; Chordata; Amphibia; Anura; Pipidae
Product: gastrula zinc finger protein xLCGF3.1-like
Exons: 3
Coding region: 1-1119 (372 amino acids)
Source: RefSeq, a predicted model, not a curated record
AUGGAAUGUGAGCAGCAAGACAACAGUCUUACAGGACAUCAGAAGGUUAUCAAAGAAGAGAAACCUUUCCCUUAUGAAGAAUAUGGCAAAGUCUUCUCUUCAGAUGUGACACUUCUUAUACAUCACACAGAGGAGAAACCAGUUUCCUCUAAUGAAUGGGAGAAACCCUUCAUGUGCACUGAAUGUGGAAGAGGCUUCUACACCAAACAACAACUAAAAAGUCACCGCAUGAUUCACACAGGGGAGAAACCAUUCACAUGCACAGAAUGCAGCAAAGGCUUUUAUACAAAACGUGAUCUUAAAAUUCACCAGACAGUUCACACAGGGGAGAAACCCUUCACAUGCACAGAAUGCAGCAAAAGAUUUUCCACAAAACAGAACCUCAAACUUCACCAAACAGUUCACACAGGUGAGAAACCCUUCAUGUGUACUAAAUGUGAAAGAGGCUUCUCUACAAAGCAACAACUCAAAAGUCAUCACAUGACUCACACGGGAGAGAAACCCUUCACAUGCACAGAAUGCAGCAAAUGCUUUUAUACAAAACGUGAUCUCAAAAUUCACCAGACAGUUCACACAGGGGAGAAACACUUCACAUGCACAGAAUGCGGCAAAGGUUUUUCUACAAAACAGAACCUCAAACUUCACCAUGCAGUUCACACAGGGGAGAAACCCUUUAUGUGUACUAAAUGUGGAAAAGGCUUUUGUUCAAAGCAGAAGCUCAAUCUUCACCACAUGACUCACACAGGGGAGAAACCCUUCACAUGCACAGAAUGCACCAAAAGAUUUUCUUCAAAACAUCAGCUCAACGUUCACCAUACACAAAACCUCAAAAUGCACCAGAUGACUCAUACAGGGGAGAAACCCUUCACAUGCACAGAAUGUGGCGAAUGCUUUUCUAGAAAGCAGAAGCUCCAUAUUCACCUAGCAGUUCAUACAGGGGAGAACCCCUUUAUGUGUACAACAUGUGGAAAAGGACUUUCUUCGAAGCAAAACCUCAAAAUGCACCAGAUGACUCACACAGGGGAGAAACCCUUCACAUGCACAGAGUGUGGCGCAUGCUUUUCUAGAAAGCAGAAGCUCAAAAUUCACCUGGCAGUUCAUACAGGGGAGAAGCCUUAA